Messenger RNA from Lithohypha guttulata, 2856 nucleotides. RefSeq lists its product as uncharacterized. The record is from RefSeq and is a predicted model, not a curated record. Bases 1 to 2856 code for a protein of 951 amino acids. The transcript is spliced from 2 exons. Lineage: Eukaryota; Fungi; Ascomycota; Eurotiomycetes; Chaetothyriales; Trichomeriaceae.
AUGGCACACAACUCACCUGUGCUGAGCAAUACCACUAGCCACGACCACGCGUUUCAGGCAUGGACUGGCUUGGUCGAAAGUCUACCACAUGAAAGUGACACUUGGCCGAUAUCUCAGAGUUCUAAUGACGAGCGACCACGAGAUACCGCAACAAACACUCGUGCGAUUGACCACGCAGUGCAGGACACCUUUGCACAAUUACUAUCCCGACUAAGCAACCAGUUGGUCCCUAUUGUCGAAGAUGCCGCAGACACGUUGAUCUAUUUGGGCACUCCCCCACAACUACCUGACCAGCUUGACUAUGAGCACGAGUACAUCGUCCAACAAUUUGAGCGUCCAUAUCUUAUGCGAAGCAGCACUCUGAGAGCACUUUCUUCCUCGAAAUUCGACAAAUUCCUUGGACCAAUGUCUGCAAGAACAGAACGCAGACUGAAAAAGCUGGGCGUGCAUAAAUUUGUCUCCAAUCUUGACACUAUCAAGUACUAUAUUGACCUUAGUCCAGCAAUAAAUGAUGAUGAAGCCCUGAUCCAGAUCACAGAGUUGACCGCGCCACAAGGAGCUCUGUCAUGGCAUCUUCAUGCCGCAGACUUCGGUGUUUCAGUGAGCCACAUAGCACGAGAGUCUAGACUCGGUUCUGUGGAUUUAGAAAUGCCAGAUCAACUCGAAGGACAAUCUGAAGCAGCAGUAAAACUUACCGACAUACCUGAUGAGAAGCAAAAAUCGUUGUACGAUUUACCUCUCGAAGAAGAGUAUAGUUCUCUUCGCCACCAUGUCGCCAUUGCUCGACUCCUUCACGCCAUUGUCGGAAAUGAUCCUAGACUGAAUUCUGCGCCCAAAGCCUGGACCUUCUGUAUGCUCGCAAACUAUCUUGGAUGCGCUCAAUCGCCCCGGGUGAAUACUUGGGUGACUUCAUGGUUAUUGCAAGAAGGCAACAUCAAUUUUGUUCAAAUGAACCCAGACAUCGCAUACCGCAUGGCUAUGUCUAUGCAAUCAGUCUGGCUAUUGAGGUGCACUUUUACGAUCAUGGUAGGUCAACAGGCUGCACUCGAGGGAGCUGUUGACGGUCAAGCUCCGCCUCUUACGAGCAACAGAACAGCCCAUCAUGUCGCCAGCUGUCUUGACGAUGACGAAAUCAAUAGAAUUGAUCAUGCAGCAUCAACUCUGAUCCGCCGUGUGAAAAGUGCGCUUCUUAACGUCACUAGUCACCCAGGCGUGUGGCAUUUUGAGGGCGUAUUUGGUUCGGAGAUGGCAAAGCUGAACAAUAUCGACCUUGUAGACUCAGAAAUUCAAGGCGUCCAUGAGACAGUCGUACAACAUCUCAAGUCUUAUUUCCAGCGGAUGAUGUUGAUGACCUUGAGCGAUGCCUACGAUCUUUCAGGCAAAGGCCCUUCGCCACAAAGAUUGUGUGACGUUCCUGAGAUUUAUGCUCAAUCGCCACCUUCUGUCAAGAUCUUAUGUAGAUUCUUCUGGGAGAAUCUACGACACGAGGAGUAUACUAGGGAUUACGUAGAUUCGAAUAAAAACAGGGAGAUAUGGGACAGAACACUUCUGCAUCUGCAACAGCAAGACUUUGUGCCUGACAACGACAUUGCUUAUGUCUCAAAGCAGCAAUGUCUGGAUGUUAUCAGAGAGCUCAAUAAGCUAGUCCAGCACCUGAUACACAUGGAAGAGUCGGACGCACACUCGAAGGCUAUUCCAGCAGUGACCUCUCGUAUUAAGCAAGAACAGCAAACUCAGCGGUAUCGCGACUUCAUGGCGUUACAGCCGAGUUCACCAGCGAAAAAGCGGAAAACCUCAGAAGAUACCCCAUCGACUCCAAGUAGUUAUAGAUUUGACAAAGACGAGCUACUAGCCACCAGGGAUGACUCGGAGGAGAAAAAGCAUAUGGACAGGAGUUGGAAUGCUGGUACCUUCGCAGAAGCCCACGCCAACGAUGGAAAGUCCAUCACUGAAAGGGACCCCUACCGAGCAUCCUCUACUGGAGAAGGAACACAUUUACAGACCGCCAGACUGUCGGACCAGGAGCACGCGCUGAGUUUGCGAUUCAACCAGUCGAUACUAGCAUCUGCAACUCCUUCACUGCAAGUUUCGUUGCAAGGACUCCCAUUUCGGCAAAAGCAACCUCCCAGGUCUCAGCCUGUUAUUCCGGACACCCAUCAGCUCAUUCCAGUGGGUACCAUCGAACAACGUCGAGAGAUGUCCUCCGACACCAUCUCUCAUGCAUACACUAACGACUCGGCCCUCGAUGAUGGGGACGCUGAGCCCUCUACCUUCUCAAUCUCCUCCAAAAGAGCUCAUACCAGUGAUGACUUCUCCUCGAUCCCCCAAGACAACGAUACGCUCGCCGCAACAACCCGCAAUGUCAUCGACCCAAAUAAACCUCUAGGACUAGACCGCUCCUACGAUACGCGCCAUCGCACGAUCGACGGCAUGACCCUCCUAGGAAGCAUCUCCCGACACAUCAAAACCCGACUAGAACCCAUGGUAAGCCCUGGCUACGUCACCGACGGCACGUGCGACUUCGACAUCCCUGUCAAUCGUAUCCCUACACUUCUCUGCCUCACCGAAGACGAGUACAAAUACCUACCAAUGUGGGCUGGUGGUCUCGAUGACGGCAGUGGAGGUGUAUUUGAUGAUGGCAUGGAAGUUCCUGAUGCGCCGGAUACCGCAGAAGGUGGCUUUCGAGGUGGUGCUAUCGGUAUUAUUCCUGGUGUUGGGAGUUCGCUGGGAGGAAGUAUGGCUGGAAGUGAGUUUGAGGAUAUCGGUACAGAGGUUGGUAUCAGCACGGUAGGGAAAGCUAGUCGGUAUGCGACGGAUGGAACGGCUACGGAAACUGUGAUUAGUUUGGACGACUAA